Molecule: messenger RNA, 1458 nt
Organism: Exophiala viscosa
Lineage: Eukaryota; Fungi; Ascomycota; Eurotiomycetes; Chaetothyriales; Herpotrichiellaceae
Exons: 1
Coding region: 307-1215 (302 amino acids)
Molecular function (GO): protein binding
Source: RefSeq, a predicted model, not a curated record
UUCAGUGCAACGAGUAUUGGGAGAAGCGGGUGCGUGCAUUGACCCGGUGCGUCAUUUGGGACUAUCGUUGCGCAAGACUCCAAUAGUCUCAUGCUCAGGUUUCCCAGCCACGCGACCUUGAACUGCACCCUCUUUACUCCAUACCUUGUCCCACUCUAGGCACCACCAAGUAUUGAAACGCUAAAUGACUCGAGGAUCAUGCUGAGUGCUUGUCAGGGCGCUGUCACAUAAUAUAGCUCGCCAUCAACCACGAAUCCCGUGCAUAUCUCAACGUCUACCUCUUGAAGUAUCCCCGCCUAUGCCGUGAUGGCUCAGUCGCUAGAUGCACUACCACCAGAGGUGCUUCUCAGUGUGUUCUCAUAUCUGGAUGUCUCAGACUUACUACAAGUAAGUCGCACAUGUCUUGCGCUCCGCGAUCUCGCCUGCGACCCUCUACUGCAUCACGAGCGCCUACACCAUGCCUCCUAUAUCUUGUCGAUCGCACUGCCACGACGACCACUGAAGUCCACCAUAAGUCCACCCAAUUCUUGGAUCUGGCUGAGCAGAACCAAUGUCCUGUCUCGUCAGAUAAGCAAGAGCCUCAUUCGAAUACGUUUGAGUCACAACCUGGAGCACAGGCCGAGUCCGCGAGACUUGGUUGAGAGAGCGAUCCUUCCGUCUACCUGCAGCACUUACUCGUCUCCUGUUUCUCCAGCACUGAUACAGUCGCAACAAGCAAUACUGAGGAGAAGGUUGAAGGAUGGCCUGGGGCGAAAAUUGAACAUGAGGCCUAGCAUGGACAGCCUGGUGUCACUCAACAUCAUGCCAGAAGAGUGUCUGCGCCGAAGUGUCUCACCUGCGAUUGUGGCUACGCGGCGGAAGGUGAUAAGGGAAAGCUUGAAAGAUGGUCUACGUGCUUGGGUGGAAGGCCGGGCGUUGCAGGCCCAGAGAAAGAAGGCGGACGAGGUGGAGGCUGCUGAAAAGCAUACGGUCAAGAAUCUCGUGCGAAGGUAUGCGGCGAGGAAACUUGCCGUAGAGCGGGCAGAGAACGUUGAUGCCGUGAAUCUGGAAAAGAGAAAGGCGCAUGCCAGAUGGGGCAGGGAGGUCGAGGUGGCCAGGAAGGACGAAGAGAGGAGAGCUGCGGCGCAUGGCUCUUGCGCCCACCCCACCAGAGCACAUGUUUUGGGCUUGAAGAAGUUCUGGGAAGGCGUUAUUCGGGCGGCUGCCGCUGGAUGAAGUUAUCCAUAUCGGUCAGUGGGUGAAAUUGUUCAUUCCUGUGUGAUUUUGACGAUAAUGCGCGUUGUAUGGAUCAAGCAUGGUGUAUGGCGUUUGUAGCUCUUGAUCGUCCUCGGUAUCCAACAUGGGUGAUUGUAUCAUUGCCAACGAGUCUGUCUGUUCCACAUGCUCACCGUACCUCGUCAAAAUUGGUGCCUAACAUCAUUCGUUGCCGCUGAGAUACCUGGAUUCUCCUGUGACUUU